AUGGUGAAUCUUUCGCUACAAACUGGUCACUUCCCUGUUGACUGGAAAAAUGCUGUCGUUCAUCCUAAUCUUAAAAAGGAGAAUUCAGAACCAAAUUUCGCGAAUGAUCGACCUCUCGGUAAUCUUGCCUUUACUUCAAAGCUUACUGAGAAGGCUGCCAACAACCAACUUCACUCGUUUUUGGACGAGGAACAACUGUUUCCAUCUGGACAGUCAGCCUAUCGCACUUAUCAUAGCACAGAAACCUUACUGCUUAAAUUUAAAAACGACCUCCUUCUAAACAUGAAUAAGCAGCAUGUGACACUUGUUGUUCUACUGGAUCUCAGUGCUGCCUUCGACACUGUUGAUCACAUGAUUCUUCUCCAACGUCUUCAACACAAAUUUGGCAUCUCUGACACUGGCCUCAAAUGGUUCUCCUCAUAUCUCGCUGGUCGCUCCCAACGAAUCAUCAUAAAUGGAGUACAGUCUGAUAUGUUCAAACUCGAACAUGGUGUCCCUCAAGGGUCUUGCCUAGGCCCUCUAUUAUUUGUGCUUUACACCAGUAAAUUAUUUGAUAUUGUGCGCUCUCAUCUUCCCAACGCCUUCAGUUAUGCUGAUGACUCCCAAUUAUAUAUCUCAUUCAAGCCUGGUCAUAUGGCGAACGAAACCACUGCCAUGCCACUGAUUGCAAUGCAAUCCUGA
Molecule: messenger RNA, 681 nt
Organism: Paramuricea clavata
Lineage: Eukaryota; Metazoa; Cnidaria; Anthozoa; Malacalcyonacea; Plexauridae
Source: the annotation of a GenBank genome assembly